AGGGGUCCUGAACACCACACACACGUGUGUGUGGUGCUGAGGACCGUAAACAUGGCGGACCUACAGAUGAAGCUCCUGCGCAAAAAAAUUCAGAAGAGGAAUGAAAAGAAUAAAGAACGGAAACUGUUCAAGAAACAGACAGACGACGAUGAAACUGUAAAUUCAAACGGACUGGAAGAUGAAUGUUCUGCGGCGGAAGCAGCAACUUCUUGUAAGUUGUCCGAGAAGAAACAGGACAAGGCACCAGUGGAAGAUGCCAGCAUAGGGAACAGUUCUAUAAAGAAGAAGAAAAAGAAACGGAAGCUCACUGAUGUUGGCGAAUCACCAGCUGAGAAGAAAACCAAAGCAGAGUCAGAAGAAGAUGAAAGUGUGGAAGCAGAAGAAAUGUCUGACAAUGAAGAGCAGGCUGCCGAAUCAGAUGAAGCUGCAGAUGUAGAGACAAAUGAGGAUGACGAUGGUGAAGAGGAAGAUGGUGAGGAGGAAGAUCAACCUGAGUUACCAUCUGGACUAACAGGGGCAUUUGAAGACAAGUCAUUUGCCUCUCUCGAUGGAUUGGUGAGUGAGAGCACUCUGAAAGCAGUGACGGAAAUGGGCUUCGAACACAUGACUGAGAUCCAGCACAAAAGUAUUCGCCCCCUUCUGGAAGGAAGGGAUGUACUUGCCGCAGCUAAAACUGGCAGUGGUAAAACCUUGGCCUUCCUCAUUCCAUCUAUAGAGCUCAUCUACAAACUCAAGUUCAUGCCCAGAAAUGGAACUGGUGUAGUGGUCCUUUCACCCACACGUGAGUUGGCAAUGCAGACCUAUGGUGUACUGAAGGAGUUGAUGACACACCAUGUGCACACAUACGGUCUGGUCAUGGGGGGCAGCAACCGCUCCGCUGAGGUCCAAAGACUGGUCAACGGUGUCAACAUCUUGGUGGCCACACCUGGUCGUCUGCUGGACCAUCUGCAGAAUACUUCUGGGUUCAUGUACAAGAACCUACAGUGUUUAAUCAUCGACGAGGCAGACCGUAUCUUAGAGGUGGGCUUCGAGGAGGAACUGAAGCAGAUCAUCAAACUGCUGCCGAAGAAGAGGCAGACCAUGCUGUUCUCAGCCACUCAGACCCGUAAGGUUGAGGACUUGGCUCGUAUAUCACUGAAGAAAGAGCCUCUCUACGUCGGGGUGGACGACAACAAAGACAAUGCGACUGUCGAUGGUCUGGAGCAGGGUUAUGUGGUGUGCCCAUCAGAGAAGAGAUUCCUGCUGCUCUUCACUUUCCUGAAGAAGAACCGUAAGAAGAAGCUGAUGGUCUUCUUCUCCUCCUGUAUGUCUGUGAAAUUCCACUAUGAGCUCCUCAACUACAUUGACCUGCCGGUCAUGGCCAUCCAUGGCAAACAGAAGCAGACCAAACGUACCACCACGUUCUUCCAAUUCUGCAACGCUGAUUCAGGCAUCCUGCUGUGCACAGAUGUAGCAGCUCGAGGACUAGACAUCCCCGAAGUAGACUGGAUCGUCCAGUACGACCCUCCAGAUGACCCCAAGGAAUACAUCCACAGAGUGGGCAGAACAGCCCGAGGCAUCAAUGCAAGAGGCCACGCACUGCUCAUCCUGCGACCAGAGGAGCUCGGCUUCCUGCGCUUUCUCAAACAGGCCAAGGUUCCAUUGAGCGAGUUUGAAUUUUCCUGGAGUAAGAUUUCUGACAUCCAGUCUCAGCUGGAGAAGCUGAUCGAGAAGAACUACUACCUGCACAAGUCUGCUCAAGAGGCUUACAAGUCGUAUGUGAGGGCGUAUGACUCGCACUCGCUCAAACAGAUCUACAGCAUCAACACCCUCAACCUCCCGAUGGUGGCGCUCUCAUUUGGCUUCAAGGUUCCCCCAUACGUUGAUCUGAAUGUCCACAGCAGCAGAGGUGCGAAGCCGCAGAAGCGAGGUGGAGGAGGAGGGUUUGGGUUCCAGAAGUCUAAGAACGCGCACAAAUCAAGAAUCUUCAAGCACGUCAACAAAGGAAAGGGUGACAAGAGGCAGUUCUCCCGCUGAAACCCUUCAAGAAGACAACUCUCUCCCUGAACUGAUUCCUCUGCUGUCCUCACAGAGCAGAGAACCAUGGAGUGUCAAGACCACAACUCCAUUUUAAUUUCUAAUCCAAACUCACCUCUCUGUUGUGUACGAGUCAUUUGUAAAUGUCAAGACUCAGACAUUAAAUCUCUUUAUUGACUUACAAUACACAGUAUGAUAUUUCCUUCAUUUACUUGUUCAGACUAUAAAUGCUAAUUACAAUGAAAUGAACUUGAUUUAAACCAUGUGACGUGCUGAUGUAUUUGUUACAGAAUCUUUACAUUCCUGUAGCUCAUGGAAAAGUCUUUUUAGCAUUUUUAUACAACAGAUGACGGAAAAGCAAUGUACAGAAAUGCAAACAUAAUCCAGUGAACUGUAUGUACACGUGUCAAAGGCUUCUGUUCCCUUUAUAACAAUUAAAAAUCUGGACACAUUUUA
Solea solea (common sole) is the source of this 2472-nucleotide messenger RNA. RefSeq names its product DEAD (Asp-Glu-Ala-Asp) box polypeptide 18 (gene ddx18). The coding region runs from base 52 to 2016 and encodes 654 amino acids. The record is from RefSeq and is a predicted model, not a curated record. Gene Ontology annotation, cellular component: nucleolus. Gene Ontology annotation, molecular function: RNA helicase activity; nucleic acid binding; ATP binding. Gene Ontology annotation, biological process: maturation of LSU-rRNA from tricistronic rRNA transcript (SSU-rRNA, 5.8S rRNA, LSU-rRNA). The transcript is spliced from 14 exons. Lineage: Eukaryota; Metazoa; Chordata; Actinopteri; Pleuronectiformes; Soleidae.